Fukomys damarensis (Damara mole-rat) is the source of this 4461-nucleotide messenger RNA. Its product is annotated as D-aspartate oxidase. The coding region runs from base 2511 to 3266 and encodes 251 amino acids. The record is from RefSeq and is a predicted model, not a curated record. NCBI's taxonomy places the organism in Eukaryota, Metazoa, Chordata, Mammalia, Rodentia, Bathyergidae. Gene Ontology annotation, molecular function: D-amino-acid oxidase activity; FAD binding. The transcript is spliced from 10 exons.
ACUAAGUAAAAAUAUGAAGAAUUUCUCCAUUUAUUUUGUUGGUGGAUGUCAGUGUUUUCAUCUUGAGCAAUGGAAACACUAAUCUAGAAGUUUAUAUUUUCUAUCACUUAUUCUGAUGCUUUUCUUGUCAACCAUUAUAAUCUUAAGAAAGGUGAAAUAGUAGGGGCUGGGGAUUUAGCUCAGUGGUGCAGCUCCCAGCCUCACAUGUGCAAGGCUUCGAGUUCAGCCCCAGGUACUGAAAAACAAAAAACAAAAAGUGAACAGUUAAUUCAUUUUUCUGUGUUCAUAAACUUACCUGGCAAAGAUUUGAGUGCUGAUUUUGAAGUAACUGUCCUGCUAGGCACCAAGGAGAAGGGACAGAGGAAAUGGCCUCUGUCUUGAGAGUUGUCCAGGCUAGAGGAAGACAGAAGGGAAAAUGUCACAAGCCCGGUUCUAGGGGCUGGAGUAAUGGGGCACAGGCCAGGGACCCCAGUGCAGUGAAGGACGGGCAGUCUGAGUCAGCUGGGUGGGGAAGGAGAGAGGGAAACUUCAAGCAGAGGGAACAGAAAACCAAAGGCUCACAGGAGAAAACAAAAGUGGCCAGCUGGGUUUGGGCUCCUGUGUUAUGGCUAACAGCCAUUGUGGGGAGUCUGGAAAGAUGGGCCAGGAUCACAGGGAGGUCAGGAUGGAGCAUUCACACUACGGUGGGCUGGAGAGGACAGAACAGGAAAGUCACAUAUGAGCCCUGGUGAGCAGCUGCGUGUGGUGAGGAGCAAGGAGUCGUUCUUGGGCUGGAGGGGUGGCAGGCUGGAGGUGGGGAAGGACAUCAGUGUUGUGCGUGAUGACCAGGAGGUGUCUGGGAUGAGUAGGAGGCAGGUGCACCUCCAGGUUGGAGCUCAGGGGAUAGCACUGGCUGGAAGUAUAGAUCUGAGAGAUGGAGGAGCAAAAUUCAGGGAGCAAUGACAUUUGAAGUGUGGUGGAAGAAAGUUCUGCGGUGGAGGUGAGGAGCAGAAAGAUAAGUGGGUGACCGAGUCUCCAAAGGAGGAGAGGAGGUGAGGAAGGCAGGAGAGUGCAGAGGCUGAGAAAGAGCAGGGGAAGCAGGGGGACCUGUUUCUUGGGUGGGGCAGCUGGGGACCUGUGCCUGGUGGGAGGGUGUCAGGCUGCAGAAGGGACAUAGCACCGGAAGAGGGGUCACAAGGAGGACACAGAGAGGACAGCAGUCAGGAUGGCAAGGAGGUAGAACAAAUGUCUUAUUUUCAAAGCUACAGCAACAAGAAAGGAUAGAAUAUUAAAAGCAUCUUGCUUUUCAGAUCUGUUAGUAAGGAUGACAGCCAGGUUUACCGGCAGCUUGCCUCUGGCCAGGGACUAUUCUGAGCCGUAAAAUAUUGGUUCAUUUCAGCUUCUCAUGGUCCUGUAAAGCAGGUGUUAUUCUCAUCUCCACUUUACAGGUAAGGAAACUAACUUGCCCAAGCUCACAAGGGGACAAAGUGGCAAGUACCCAGCCAGGGUGGGGACAGAGGUGAGGAGAACUCUCUUCCUGAGGGGAAAAUCACCCGCAGAAGUGAAAAGGUCAAAAAGGUGUGAGAAGGAGGGAGGACAGCUGCGGGGGGGACACUUUGAGGGCUGAGAGGUGAAGGGUUCUGGCUGGUGGGAGUGGGGACCUCCUGAAUGCUCCAUUUGAGGUUGUGUGCUGGCCUGCAGCAGGAAUGAGGAAGAGCUGGGGAUUGUUUACUGCUCAAUUGUUCUACGACCAAGCUAGGAAGAAAGGUUUGGUCUUGUCUCAAAUCUUCACUGGAGUGCAUUUCGCAUUUAGAUUUAUUUGGUGUUUUUCAAAUCCUGAAGAGGGUUCUUCUGAGGUUUUCAGGUCAGUGGAUAUAACUGCUUUGCCUUCACAAACCAGAAAACACCCUUAAAAUUCUCUUGGAAUGGCACCUUAAAUCCUGCUAAGGAUCCAUGUGAAGCUUUCUUGCGUAUUUGUGAGAUUUAGGAUAUCAGCAUUCUGCAAAACAGAAUACGGAAGCGCCUUACUGGGCCUCGCCUGCUGUAGAGGAGGCUCCCGCCUCUUCACAGCUGCACUGUGUAUUUUGUGAUUUCCAUCCUCGGAGCCAUCAUAGUACCUCAUCGCACCCUGGCCAAGGAGUCUUGGAUGGGAAGAGCAGUGUGCUCUGCAGACACAUGUCCCAGCAUCCAAGGAUUUUGUUUUCUCAACUCCACGUAAACCAUAGUCUUUCAAACAUUGUUCAAUAUCCUGGACAUUUAACUGAAGUUAUGUCAUCACCUUCUCUACAUAUCUUCAGAUAUGUAGCAAGUUUCCGUUACGGUUUCUGUCUACAAGCCCUUCCCCUACAAAGCCUCAUGCGCUCAUAGGCGGGGCUUUUGCAAGAUGGGCUGUCAUCUCAAUGUGUGCUCACAGGACCUGUUCUUUGUGCACCUGCCGAGGGAGGGGCACUCAACCAACCAGACACCGGAAAACAAGUUUUGGUGCCAGAGCCUUCGGCGUGUUCUGAGGCUGCCUUGCUGGAGACAGGGCCAUGGACACAGUGCGGAUUGCUGUCAUUGGAGCGGGUGUGAUAGGGCUCUCCACUGCUGUGUGUAUUUCCCAGCUGGUCCCUCAAUGCUCCAUCACCAUCGUGUCAGACAAGUUUACUCCUCAUACAACCAGUGAUGUGGCCGCUGGGAUCCUUAUUCCUCAUGAGUAUCCAGAUACACCCAUUCUCACGCAGAAGCGCUGGUUCAGAGAGACCUUCGACCACCUGUCCUCACUUGCUAGCUCCGCUGAAGCGGUAGAUGCUGGUGUUCACCUGUUAUCUGGUUGGCAGAUAUUUCGGAGCAUUCCUACAGAGCAGGUGCCAUUCUGGGCUGACGUGGUUCUGGGAUUUCGAAAGAUGACUGAGGCUGAGCUGAAGAAAUUCCCCCAAUAUGUGUUUGGUCAUGCUUUCACUACUCUGAAAUGUGAAACCUCUGUCUACCUCCCGUGGUUGGAGAAAAGGCUGAAGAGCCAUGGAGGCCUGCUCCUCCGCAGGCGGAUAGAAGAUGUGUGGGAGCUCCAGCCAUCCUUCGACAUUGUGGUCAACUGUUCGGGCCUGGGAAGCCGAGAGCUUGUGGAAGACUCAGCCGUUUCCCCUACCAGCUUGUCUAGCAAUGGAACACAACCACUGUGGUGGAUGCUUCCAGUGGUCUCCUUGCUCUACCCAGGCUCCUCUCCUGGUAAACAUGGACGUGGUCAUCCAUGGUCAUCGGCGACCCAGACUGCCUCCUGCUCAUGCUCUGCUAAAUCAACGGUAUAGCUAUUGUGCUUGUGGUCCCUGAUGGCUGUAAGACUCUAGCCAUCACAUCCUCAUGCCCAUUCUCUCAAGGAAAAGGCCCAGAAGAUUCCCAUAACCAUUUUGCUUAUUUGUCAUUGCACAGGAGUUAGCCUCAGGGCUAUACCAAGAUUCAAGGGAAGCUGGAAAAUGUAUCUUUCAGCUUGGUGGCAAUAUAAAGGUUAAACAUUUCAGCACUACUGAAAAUGUCAAGCUAUAAAUUGAGUUAAACUAGUCAGAUGAAGAAUUUGUACUAAGGGAUUUUAUGAUCCCUUAAACCCUGUUAUCCUGGUGAUGGCAGGCUCUGGAGACGAGCACACUGCACCUGAUAGUUCAGAGAACUUACACAGAGGAAGCUAGGUAGGAGAGAGGAGGCAGAGAAAAGCAGAGACCAAAACCCAGCAAGGGGCUGUGCACAUCUAGGAAGUCAUCAAGAAUGGCCUCCAGCCCUAAUGCAGUCUGACCUGUUGUGCCAUCUGCCUACACCAUUAAUUCUGCACUCCAAAGAAUUUGUACAACAAAAAAUACGUUGCUUCAAUGAUGGGAAGGGAAUGGGAAGUGGAGAAUUUUAGAUUCCUAAAAAAAGUUUUUCUGUCUCCCUAUUCUCACUUUAGAAGGAAAGUGACUUUGAAAUGACCAAUCUGCUUUUAGUUCUUUUAUUUUUGCUCUCUUCAGCUGUUCUCUGUCUAUAAAACUGAUCUCUUCUGCCCAGUGCAUCCGAAUGCUUAUUUUAUUUCAUGGAAUGAAAUGUUGCCUGACUCUAGAAUAGAAAAUAAAGCUAAUUAAAACUAUUAAGCUAAAUUGGUGUAAGUUUGUUCUUUGACAGUAGCUAAAGAGUAAAAUCUAAACAUCACAGAGCAAAUCCAGCAUUUGGUGACUUCUGGUUUCGGUUUAAAAAUAUUUUCUUUUCUUUUCCCAUCACCAAAGUGAAAUGCUUUAUGUACUCUUAUAUUUUUAUCUCCUUUGUAUAGUUGUCAUCUAUUGCUAGGACAACCCAAGGCACAACUACAGAAAAAAGCCCCAGUGUUACUUUUGCAGCAGUGUUGUCUUAUAUAGUGCUACCUCCUGCACACUUUAUUAGUUCCUGGUCGUGAUCUUCCUAUAAUUGAUGGAGACCUCAUUAAUGCCGAUUUUGUUCUCUCAUAGAAUUGAGUUAUGGCCCAAACUUGUAUGCUAGAAG